AAAAGAGAAAAGGUGAUGCUGCGCAGGGAGGGAGGGCAAAGGCGAGGGAGAAGGCAGCGCCAAGAGGCUUACUAAAAGCCAUCCCUUUCUUUUUCCUUCCCCUGUUCCUCAGACUAGACUGUUCCUUCUCUUUCUAGAAUUAUUCCUUUUCUCUUUUUUCUCUCUUCCCCUAGAAACCGCCUUCUCUUCUCGCAAUCCGUUCCAUCUGCAUUCUGCCGUUUUUAUCGUCCUUCUCUCUCUUUCCCCCUGUCAACUUCCCUCCUUCUCUCUCUUUGAAGUCCUCAGUUUUUUCUGUUGAAGGGCAGGAGGAAGAUGUUGCAGAAACUUCAGCAGAAGCCAUCUUACAAGGAAUCUCUCAAGGCUUUGGAGGCGGAUAUCCAACACGCCAAUACCUUGGCUGCUUCUAUUCCUAGUGAUUUUGAUGGAGCCUGCCUUCAAAUGAGGUUGUCUUACAGCCCUCUAGCUCCAAUCUUUCUUUUUAUCAUCAAGUGGAUGGAUUUGAGCUUGUCAAGCUGGUUAGGCUUACUUCACAUUCUAAUAUAUAAGGUGUAUGUUGAUGGCAAGACAACCAUUUCUGCAGAGGAACGGAAAGCUAGCUUGAGGGAAUUCUAUGCUGUUAUAUAUCCUUCACUACAACAGCUUGAGGCGGACUAUAUGGAAUUGGAAGACAGUAAACUGAAAGCUGAAUCUAAAGAACGAUCAACUCGCAAGAGGAUUGAAGAUAGAAAGAAGAUAUCAGAUUUGGACUUGGAAAGGGAAGAUGAAUGUGGGAUUUGCAUGGAGCCUUGUGGCAAGGUUGUCUUGCCUAAUUGUGGUCAUGCGAUGUGCAUCAAAUGCUUCAGAGACUGGAACACGCGCUCUAAGUCCUGCCCAUUUUGUAGGGACAGCCUGAAACGAGUGAACUCAAGGGACCUGUGGGUUCUGACCAACACCUCAGAAGUCAUCGAUACUGCAAUGCUGGCCCAGGAAAAUCUAAGGCAAUUCUAUGUCUACGUAGAAAAGCUUCCCGUUAUCAUGCCCGAGAGCCUAUUCUUUGUCUAUGAUUAUACCAUAUGAUUAUGUACAGGGUUAUGAUCACUUAGAUGAGGGCAAAUUUGUGUACAGUGCGAGGAGUUCCUACAGCGUCCUGUAAAUAGCAUCUGGUAGGGCCUAGGGAGUAGAUCAUUCCUCCCUGCGCCACCUAUGGUAUCUUUAACAGCUUAAUGAAAUGGGAUAACCACUUUUAACUCAAA
Nymphaea colorata (pocket water lily) is the source of this 1232-nucleotide messenger RNA. RefSeq names its product E3 ubiquitin-protein ligase AIRP2-like. Gene Ontology annotation, biological process: protein ubiquitination. Lineage: Eukaryota; Viridiplantae; Streptophyta; Magnoliopsida; Nymphaeales; Nymphaeaceae. Gene Ontology annotation, molecular function: ubiquitin protein ligase activity. The coding region runs from base 313 to 1056 and encodes 247 amino acids. The record is from RefSeq and is a predicted model, not a curated record. The transcript is spliced from 5 exons.